Phalacrocorax carbo (great cormorant) is the source of this 3296-nucleotide messenger RNA. The record is from RefSeq and is a predicted model, not a curated record. Lineage: Eukaryota; Metazoa; Chordata; Aves; Suliformes; Phalacrocoracidae.
AUGACCCUCUCCUCAGACAAAGAGCUCAAUGGGCUAGACAACCUCGGCUUUGUGGGUGAAGAUGGGAGCCACCACUGCCCCCCACCAGAUUGCACUGCCCAAGGCCCAGAAGAAGGCAGGGGUACGAGCCAUGGUGGCAGCAAGCUUGCCUAUGCUGUCACGGAUGUGCCCCCCUGGUACCUGUGCAUCCUGCUGGGCAUUCAGCAUUUCCUGACAGCCAUGGGAGGUCUCGUAGCCAUCCCGCUGAUCCUCUCCAAAGAGCUUUGCCUCCAGCACGACCUCCUCACCCAGAGCCACCUGAUCAGCACCAUCUUCUUUGUCUCAGGGAUUUGCACCCUGUUGCAAGUUCUCUUUGGAGUCAGGUUGCCUAUUAUUCAAGGAGGCACUUUCGCAUUCCUGACACCAACCCUGGCCAUGCUGUCUCUCCCCAAGUGGAAGUGCCCUGCCUGGACGCAGAACGCUACCCUGGUGAAUGCCUCUUCACCAGAGUUCAUUGAAGUCUGGCAGACACGGAUGCGAGAGGUGCAAGGAGCUAUCAUUGUAGCUUCCUGCUUUCAAAUCUUCGUUGGAUUUUCUGGCCUGAUUGGAUUUCUGAUGAGGUUCAUCGGCCCCCUGACAAUUGCCCCCACCAUCACCUUGGUUGCACUGCCUCUCUUUGACUUGGCUGGGGAUAAGGCUGGGCAGCACUGGGGCAUAGCAUUCAUGACUAUUUCUUUCAUAGUUCUGUUCUCUCAGUACCUGAAAGAUGUCCCUGUGCCGCUGCCGUCUUACCAGAGAGGCAAGAAGUGCCACCUCUCCCUGGUCUACCUCUUCCAGAUCUUCCCGGUGCUGCUGGGGCUCUCCCUGAGCUGGCUGCUCUGCUACGUGCUGACGGUGACCAAUGUCCUCCCUGCGGACCCCACUGCCUAUGGCCACCUGGCCCGGACGGACACCCAUGGGGACGUUUUGUCCCAGGCUCCCUGGUUUCGACUGCCUUACCCAGGCCAGUGGGGAGUGCCAACCGUCAGCCUAGCUGGAAUAUUCGGCAUCUUAGCUGGGGUGAUUUCCUCUAUGCUGGAGUCCGUGGGAGAUUACUACGCCUGUGCCCGCCUGUCUGGUGCCCCGCUACCGCCGAAGCAUGCCAUCAACCGUGGGAUCGGGGUGGAAGGCAUUGGCUGCCUCCUGGCUGGGGCCUGGGGGACGGGGAACGGUACCACGUCGUAUAGCGAGAAUGUGGGGGCCCUGGGCAUCACCAAGGUAGGGAGUCGAAUGGUGAUCAUUGCUGGUGCCUGUGCCAUGCUCCUGAGCGGCAUCUUUGGGAAAGUCGGGGCAAUACUUGCCAGCAUACCCACCCCUGUGAUUGGAGGCAUGUUCCUUGUGAUGUUCGGAGUUAUCACAGCAGUCGGGAUUUCCAAUUUGCAGUACACAGAUAUGAACUCCUCCAGAAACAUCUUUAUCUUUGGAUUUUCUUUAUUUGCUGGCCUUGCAGUUCCCAACUGGGCAAGUAAAAAUAGUGCGCUGCUGGAAACAGGAAUCAUCCAGCUGGACCAGGUGAUCCAGGUGCUUCUCACCACUGGCAUGUUUGUGGGCGGGCUCCUGGGGUUUAUCCUUGAUAACACCAUUCCAGGAACACAGGAGGAGCAGGGGCUCCUGGCGUGGAAGAACAGCCACAAAGGAGAGGUGAACAACUCUCAGCUCAUUUCCAAGGUCUAUGAUCUUCCGUUUGGUGUAGGCACCAAAUACUGUGCCGUCUCUUGGUUUCGUUAUCUCCCCGCUUGCCCCAAAAUACUAAAUGGUGGCAAGAGAAUGGAUGAACUGAAGGCUGCUGGACAGGGAAGCAGUGUUAAAUCAAGCUCAGACAGAGGCUCUGAGAUAGGUGCUGAUACAAGGAUAUAAGCACUGGGCCUGCAGGUGAACUCACCUCGGAAGCAGAGGAGUGAAAGGCAUGUCUGCAGACCCCGCAUUUGAAUGUGAGCUGGAAGAUGUAAGAGGCUGGAGCAAGAGAACGAUAAUGUCUUUCUCUUCCCAGCUCUGCUGCCUGUACCACUGGUAACCUUGAGGGAGUCAUUUUUCUGCUCUCUGCUCCUGCCUCUCCACCUCUGGGAAGAACUUAAUCCCUCUUUGGGGAACACCAAAGCCCAAGAAAUGCCUGGGAAAGAUGUUCAGUUUCCUUCCUUGCACUGAGCCUUGGGGACCCCAAGCAGCAGCUGUCUAGCUGAAGCAGAGCUCUUCCUGUCCCCUGUCCUGGCUGCUCAGGGGGCCACAGAAGGCAUCCCUGAUGUGGGCCCUGUACAGCUCUCAGGCAUCCCUUGGGCUGAGGCUAAUCCCUACCACCUUAAAGACCUGUAAUAGCAAUGGUCAUCUCUCAGUUUGCGGAUUCACCUCAAGGGGAAGGAGUGGGCACCUCUACAUCAUGAUUCUUCUCAUUCCAUAUUCCCAUAAUUUAAGGUCAGUCAAAUGAAUGUUGUUGUAAGAGAGGUGUCUAAGGUUAAUGGGAUGGGUUGUCUUCUGAACCUGCCUCUUCCACCUUAGACCGCAGAGGGAAUCUAGGGACCUUACUUAGGUUCUUGAUGUAACAGAAAAACCCAGCUUCACUGAAAUUAAUCCCACCUGAGGUGCUGGGAACACGCUCAGGGGAUCCAGCUUCUCCAAUGCACUGAACGCUACAAUGAUGAAGGAAUCGUGAUGAAAGAUGAAGGAGAAAACUCUUCUACUCACAAUCUGAUGCAUCCCUGCUACUGCUUUGUCCUGUGUCCCCCCUCACCAUAUCUGUUUGGUUCGGUGUGGUGAUUGUGCAGUGACAACCACUUCUCUGGAAAAUGGUUUGCACACUCUUGCUCCUUUCCGCUAUCAGCAGAAACAGCCUUAACCUAUAUGGCCAUAUAUAAUGUGAUUGCACAUGGUGCUGGUUACUGGUGUUUGUAAUAAUGUUGUUGCUGUAGCAUAAGCUUGUGUUUCCUGCAUUGAGAUUUAUACUUAGAUUUUUUUGGGGGAAAAAUAAAUAAAAUGUACAGUGUAAUGAUAGUUCUCGGGGUGAUUGCCAUAGUGAGUGGCAGGUAGUAUUCAAAGAAUCACAGAGUAAUUCAGUUGGCAGGGACCACUGGAGGUCAUCUGGGCCAGCCCAUGCUCAGAGCUGGUCCUCUUAGACCAGGUUUCAGAGGACUGUGUCCAGCUGAGCUACAGAUGGAGAGCCAUAGCCUCUUUGGGCAGCCUGUUCCAGUGCCUGACUACCCUCAUGAUGAAAAGCAUUUUUCCCUCAUGUCUAACUGGAAUUUCUGAUGCUUCACCUUGUGUCUGUUGCCUCUUGUUGGGUCACU